UGGAGGCGUCCUUGGGAGAGCGGGCUUGGGAGAGGGAAGGCCAUGGAGCCGCCUAGGGCACCGCCACCGGAGGACCCCGCUCGAGAGGCGGCUGCGAAGCUGUCGGAGGCGGUGGGCGCGGCGCUGCAGGAGCCCCGGCGGCAGCGACGCCUAGUGCUGGUCAUCGUGUGCGUGGCUCUCUUCCUGGACAACAUGCUGUACAUGGUCAUCGUGCCCAUCGUGCCCGAAUACAUCGCCCACAUGCGCGGGGGCAGCGAGAACCCCAUCCUGACCACCACCGAAGACGUGUGGGCGCUCCCGCCGCCACCCCCGACCGUGCCCGCCAAUGCCAGCGUCCUCGACGCUGCAAGAGCAGCGGCGCUCAAUGUCUCCGAGGAGCCCGCGCGGACCCCAAGGCCCCCCGGGCCGGCGCUGAGGCCCCGCUACCCCACGGAGAGCGAAGACGUGAAGAUCGGGGUGCUGUUCGCGUCCAAAGCCAUCCUGCAGCUGCUGGUGAACCCCUUGAGCGGCCCCUUCAUCGACCGCAUGAGCUACGACGUGCCCCUGCUCAUGGGCCUCGGCGUCAUGUUCGCGUCCACGGUGAUGUUCGCCUUCGCCGAGGACUACGCCACCCUCUUCGCGGCGCGCAGCCUGCAGGGCUUGGGUUCGGCCUUUGCCGACACGUCCGGCAUCGCCAUGAUCGCCGACAAGUAUCCCGAAGAGCCGGAGCGCAGCCGAGCGCUGGGGGUGGCUCUGGCCUUCAUCAGCUUCGGCAGCCUGGUGGCACCGCCUUUCGGGGGCAUCCUCUACGAGUUCGCGGGCAAGUGCGUGCCCUUCUUGGUGCUGGCCGCCGUGUCUCUCAUCGACGCCUUGCUGCUGCUGCUGGUAGCGAAGCCCUUCUCCGCUUCUGCCCGCGCGCGCUCCAACCUGCCCGUGGGCACGCCUAUCCACCGCCUCAUGCUCGACCCGUACAUCGCGGUGGUGGCCGGCGCGCUCACCACUUGCAACAUCCCCCUGGCCUUCCUGGAGCCCACCAUCGCCACCUGGAUGAAGCAUACCAUGGCGGCGUCCGAGUGGCAGAUGGGCAUGGUCUGGCUGCCGGCCUUUGUGCCGCACGUCCUGGGUGUCUACCUCACGGUGCGUCUCGCGGCGCGGUACCCCCACUUGCAGUGGCUCUACGGGGCCCUGGGGCUGGCCGUGAUCGGGGCCAGCUCGUGCCUGGUGCCCGUGUGCCGGUCCUUCGCCCCGCUCGUGGUGUCCCUGUGCGGCCUUUGCUUCGGCAUCGCGCUGGUGGACACGGCGCUCUUGCCCACGCUGGCCUUCCUCGUGGACGUGCGCCACGUCUCCGUCUACGGCAGCGUCUACGCCAUCGCCGACAUCUCCUACUCCGUGGCCUAUGCGCUCGGGCCCAUCGUGGCGGGCCACAUCGUGCACUCGCUGGGCUUCACGCAGCUCAGCUUGGGCAUGGGGCUCGCCAAUUUGCUCUACGCUCCCGUCUUACUGCUGCUUCGCAAGGUGGGCCUCCUGACGCGCUCCCGCUCCGAGCGUGAUGUGCUGCUCGAGGAACCGCCGCAGGGUCUGUAUGAUGCGGUGCGCCUCCGGGACUGUCACGCGCCGCCGGGGCUCGACGGCGUCUCUCACAGUCCGCCGGGCCCCUUCGACGAAUGUGAGGACAACUACGACUACUACACCCGCAGCUAGCAGUCCCGCAACUCCUCCAGGCUUGCCUCACUCACCCCCACUCUUGGGUCUAGGCCACUGCUCUGGCAGGUUCA
Suncus etruscus (white-toothed pygmy shrew) is the source of this 1754-nucleotide messenger RNA. It is a transcript of the gene SLC18A3, whose product is annotated as solute carrier family 18 member A3. Gene Ontology annotation, cellular component: AP-2 adaptor complex; terminal bouton; AP-1 adaptor complex. Gene Ontology annotation, molecular function: acetylcholine transmembrane transporter activity. NCBI's taxonomy places the organism in Eukaryota, Metazoa, Chordata, Mammalia, Eulipotyphla, Soricidae. Gene Ontology annotation, biological process: chemical synaptic transmission; transmembrane transport. The record is from RefSeq and is a predicted model, not a curated record. Bases 43 to 1680 code for a protein of 545 amino acids. The transcript has a single exon.